GGUUCCAACAAGCUUAUCAAUCUGAAUAUUGAAGUUUUUGAAGUAUCUUGUUUAAGAAUUAAAUAUAUUUUGUCAAAAUGAAGAUUUUUUUGGUUGCUUUUGUUGCUGCUUUAAUGUUUGUCAAUGAAUCCUCAGCAGGAUCCAUGUCAUUGUCGUCCCAAAGAUGUAGUGCUGCUGUACUAGACACAAGAGACUUAUCACCAUGGAUUUUGAAAGAAAUGAAUGAGAAACUUUAUAGCCUUAAAGGAAUGCCAAUGGAAGAAAUUGCUGUAAUUAUGGACAAAGCUGUUGAAGAAAUGAUGACUCGAGAUAAUUUGACUCGUCGUGAUGCUGACAUCCUUCAAGCACUUAUGGCUGAUAGUUUUGAACCAAGAGGAGAAAUUAUUAUUAGAAUUAAGGUUUGGGGAUGUUAUAUUGAAAUCCAUAUUAGAUGGUAAACUACUUUUUUGAAAUGUUAAAGAAUUGAAUUGAAUAA
This is a messenger RNA of Chironomus riparius, 475 nucleotides long. Lineage: Eukaryota; Metazoa; Arthropoda; Insecta; Diptera; Chironomidae. The record is from the annotation of a GenBank genome assembly.